AUGCGGUCAACCUUUCUUACCAGCGUUGCUGGCCUCCUCCUCUUGGAGGCGCUAGCAGCUGCGAGCCCCUUAUCGGGGUUCACCCUCGAUUCUUUCAUCUCUAAACAAGGCCCGAGAUCUUACCAGGGUAUCCUGGACAAUCUGGGAAAUAAAGGGAGCAAGGCGCCUGGUACAGCGGCCGGCUUGUUUGUUGCCAGCCCCAAUACAGCGAACCCGGACUACUUCUAUACAUGGACUCGUGACUCAGCUCUCACCUUCAAAUGCCUAAUCGAUCUGUUUGACAGUGGUAGUUCCGGCUUUGGGAGCAACAAAAAUGACCUGGAAACCGACAUCCGGAACUAUGUCUCUGCACAAGCAGUCCUCCAGAAUGUAUCUAAUCCAUCUGGCACUCUGACAGAUGGUACAGGACUUGGCGAGCCCAAGUUUGAGAUCGAUCUCAAUCCAUUCACUGGCUCCUGGGGCCGGCCCCAGCGGGAUGGCCCCGCUCUCCGAGCGACCGCCAUGAUCACAUAUGCGAAUUGGCUGAUUUCUCACGGCCAGAGCCGGGAAGCAAAAAAAAUCAUGUGGCCAGUUAUCUCAAACGACCUAGCGUAUGUGGGCCAGUACUGGAACGAAACCGGUUUUGAUCUCUGGGAAGAGACCGACGGGUCAUCUUUCUUCACACUAGCUGUUCAACAUCGCGCAUUGGUCCAGGGGGCAAGUCUUGCGCAGAAGCUGGACAAAUCAUGUUCUGCUUGCUUAUCUCAGGCCCCUCAUAUUCUGUGUUUUUUGCAGAGCUUUUGGAACGGAAAGUACAUCACCGCCAAUAUCAAUCUCGACACUAGCCGCACCGGCAUCGAUGCGAACACAAUUUUGGGAAGCAUCCACACCUUUGAUCCAGAAGCUCAAUGUGAUGAUUCAACUUUCCAGCCUUGCUCAGCUCGGUCUCUGGCAAAUCACAAGGUCUAUGUUGAUGCUUUCCGUUCGAUAUACAAAAUUAAUGCUGGCAUUCCCGAGACGUCAGCUGCCAAUGUGGGUCGAUACCCGGAGGAUGUCUACCAAGGAGGCAAUCCAUGGUAUCUCGCCACGCUAGCAUCGGCGGAGUUGCUCUACGAUGCCUUAUACCAAUGGAACAAGAUUGGCUCCCUCGAAGUUACCGACACCUCGUUGCCGUUUUUCAGGGAUUUCGAUUCUUCUGUGAGGACAGGCACCUAUUUGGCACACAGCAAAACCUACAAGAUGCUCACAUCUGCUAUUCGAACUUAUGCUGACGGCUUUCUCAACCUCGUGCAACAAUACACGCCAUCCAACGGAUCACUCGCGGAGCAAUACAACCGUAACACCAGCGUCCCACUGUCAGCCAAUGAUCUGACUUGGUCUUUCGCUUCCUUCUUGACUGCUAUCCAGCGUCGUGAUUCAGCUGUACCCCCUUCAUGGGGUGAAAAGUCUGCAAACAUAGUUCCUUCUACCUGCUCAGCUUCUUCUGUGACAGGAUCUUACACGGCUGUCACUUCCACUUUCCCCACCUCAACUGCUGGAUGUGUACCUGCGACGGAUGUCGUCCCAAUCGCAUUCUAUCUUACUGAGAGCACGUCUUACGGAGAGAAUAUAUACAUAGCUGGCAACAUCAGCGCGCUCGGAAACUGGAACACGAGUGAUGGCUUUGCACUCAGUGCAAAUCUUUACACUGAGACGGACAACUUGUGGUUUGGCAGCGUUGAGCUGGUUUCAGCUGGUACUCCGUUUGAGUACAAGUAUUACAAGAUUGAGCCAAAUAAUACUGUCAUCUGGGAGAGUGGCGGGAACAGAGUUUCUGUUGUUCCUACUGGCUGUCCGGUCCAGCCCAACUUGCACGACGUGUGGCGAGCUUAG
This is a messenger RNA of Penicillium lagena, 1851 nucleotides long. Its product is annotated as putative glucan 1,4-alpha-glucosidase. The transcript is spliced from 3 exons. The record is from RefSeq and is a predicted model, not a curated record. Lineage: Eukaryota; Fungi; Ascomycota; Eurotiomycetes; Eurotiales; Aspergillaceae. Gene Ontology annotation, cellular component: fungal-type vacuole. Gene Ontology annotation, biological process: polysaccharide catabolic process. Bases 1 to 1851 code for a protein of 616 amino acids. Gene Ontology annotation, molecular function: starch binding; glucan 1,4-alpha-glucosidase activity.